Molecule: messenger RNA, 2382 nt
Organism: Patiria miniata (bat star)
Lineage: Eukaryota; Metazoa; Echinodermata; Asteroidea; Valvatida; Asterinidae
Product: coactosin-like protein
Exons: 7
Coding region: 168-725 (185 amino acids)
Biological process (GO): regulation of actin filament polymerization
Cellular component (GO): plasma membrane; cortical actin cytoskeleton; actin filament
Molecular function (GO): actin filament binding
Source: RefSeq, a predicted model, not a curated record
UAACAGUCUCUUUGGUCGGGAGAAUGCUAAGGACGCUAGGAUUAUAAAAAAGGCCUGCUCUGUUGUUCAGCGUUCAGUUCUGCGGUUUGAUCGUGUUGGAAGCAACCAGUAAUUGUUCGCCUCCUGAUUCGUGAUACCUUCUCCCAAGUGUAAACGUUAAAACAAGAAUGAAGAUUUCCGUGUUCCUCGUCAUUAUGGUCGUCGGCUGUGCCUUUGCAUUCGCCUUCCAAGAAAAACUUGACAGAGAAGUGGAGAAGGAGUUGAUCAGAGAACUUCUAGAGCAUCUUGAGACUCGUCAAUCUAUAUUCUCGGGCGGAGAAGAUGAAGUACGGGAAGCAUACGAAACUGUGCGAGACGACGAUAACGACAUUACGUGGUUUGCUUUAAAGUAUGACGGGAGACAACUUGCCAGCCCCAUUACCGGAAGUGACUACGCCGACUUCUUGGCACUAUGUGGAGGUGAUGACCGUGUAUAUGGAUAUGUACGCGUUGAGACGGGUGAUGAGAUGAACCCACGAGCUAAGUUUGCUUUCAUCACUUGGAUAGGACCAUCCGUGUCACCUCUCAAGAAAGCCAGAGUUUCCACUGACAAGGCCUUUGUGAAGGCAAUAACCACCCAAUUUGGAAAAGAGAUCUUGGCGGAUGAACUUGAUGAACUUCGUUAUGACAGAGUGAAGGCAAUAUUGGAAAAAGCCAGCGGAGCUGCAUACGGUACCGGCGCUUAGAUGGCUUCUGCACCGAUCCGUGGACCUUAUUGGUGACAUAUAGUGAAAUGUGGACGCUGUGUAAAAUCAGGACUCUCAUCAAUCGUAGACGUUAACCAUCGAAAAUUUAUUCCAUGAAUUCGCCGUCGUAGCACUGACAUCACUCUGCUCAGUCGUCACUAGAAAUUGAGCGUGGCAACUCGCUCAUCAUUUUCGUGGCAAAGCGGACCUAUGUUUUCCUGUUGUAAACUGAGUGCCAUGAGCCGUCAGUUUCCAUUCUGGCAUUUGUGCUUCGGGAGUCAAAAUAAUCCGACGCAGUACACCUGUUUUAACAUAAUUUCAGGGACCAGAUUGUGAAAUUAUACCAUUAAUUACUAAAAGCCAUUUUGUGAUCGACCCAGAUCGAGUUGCCACGCAUGAAGCGUGAACCACGACGUGACGUGUUAUUACUAUGACGGCGAAUAUUGAGACCCAAUUGCAGUAAUGUUCAAUCUCAUUUUUUUUUCGCGCAGCAGUCUAAAUUGCACAUUACCAUGACACCGAUUUUGUUCACCGUGUUUUCUUAUUAUAAUUAGCCUAAGCCUGCUUGUUAUUAAAAAAAUUAACUUGCGUAAAACGUCAUGUCCCUUUUAUGACAAAUGACAUUGCUUGAAUUUUAAGACAUUAAGGGUUAAGUGGAAAACUAAUAUAAUUGUGUUGGGAGUAAAGGUAUUUCAACUGCGCGUGUUUACAUCAUGAUUGAUGAUUUUACUUUUGGGGUAAACUAUUUGCCGUGGCGUGCAAAAUCAGAGCGGGUACGAAUGAACGUUAAAUUCUACCUUAUUCAAAAUUUCGAAAAUUCUUGACAACACCGGAACACCCAUGUUUUUGAUUGCUCGAUUUUUUUUGCUGGCAAAAUUUCUUCCAAAUUACUUGAUAAGAAUUGUGGAUACUGUUUAGGUUACCACUCCUCCCAUUGAGCUGUUUAUAUAUGCUGGGCUUAUACGACGAUGUCAAAAUAGUCAGCCUUGUUGCACGCAUGCGCAGUUUGAAAGCCGAAUAGGAUUAUACUACUUUGCACAUGUAUAUUUUUUUUGGCCAUGGAAUUAUUAGUGUUAGGGAAUACUGUCCUUUUGAAUAUGACAUAACUUUUCUUCCGAUUGGUUGGGAAGACUUUGGGGCACUUCAUUUGGUGAGGCACAGUCUCUUGCACUCCGUCCCUCUCCCUUCACACCACUGCGCUUUACAUUUUCUUGACUAGAUUAGGCGGAGACUUUGACUCAUCUCCCCAUCCAAAAAGAAUUUGCCUUUUCACUGUCAGCCACAGACAAGCCUCGUAUGCGUUUGUGGUGCAAACGUUUUUGACUUCUUUUUUUUGGAGAUUUAACCUAGUUCAUUUAAAUUUAAAAAAAAAACUUCUUUAUUCCUUAAUUGUAUCGUGAUUGGUUUGAACAGGUUAUUCAAUUGUAUAAUUCACCCGUGUAUCGGGUUUAGCUCCUUAAAGUUGUAUAGCGCUUCCUUCUAUUUUCUUUGUUUUCCGCGGGGGGCGGGGGGGGGGGGCGUUUCUCAACGGAAAUAAGGAUGGUGGGAUCCUGUACCCCAUUUGUGUAUUCAAGCUAUAGGUACAUGCAAAUGAUAACAGAUGUUUAAUUGAAAACUCAUUGAAUUGAAGAAUUAAAGUAAUAUGCAUAAAUCUAAA